GGAGCAGGCUCACAAUUUUUUUCACAGCGUAGGCGUACCGUUGCUCGUCACCUGCCCUGGCACACAUUUCUGGCACCUCUGACGCUGUGCCGCCGACGACCAGUGGUCGAAGACGUGGCUUGACUCGUGUUUGAGUAACCUGCUCUCCGAGCAGCCUGAGAGCAAGCGGAGCUGCCGGCGACGUGGCUUGACUCUCCCACUCCACUCUACGGAUGCGCAGGAUCGCAGCAAUCCUCGUCGUCGCGAGGCGCGCCGCGGCGCUGCAACGACCGCCGGUGCGAAGACGCAUGGCCGCGAAACCGCUCAAGGCCGCCGUCGAGGUCGAGGAAAAGUUCGCGGCGAGCAUCGAACCGGAGGCCCUCGAGAAACGAGUCAGGGAGCUCGGCGGCGAAGUUCUAAGGACCGUGGAAUUCUACGACGAAUACUUCGACACUGAUGAUUUAAAGCUGACGACGCGCGACACGUGGCUGCGCCGGCGGGACGGCGCCUGGGAGCUGAAAAUACCUGCCGAGGCGCGGCGACAGGCGACGGGCGGCGAGACGACGGCGUUCCGGGAGAUCGAGGACGUCCCCGCGAUUGCGGCGGAGCUCGCGUCGUUGGGUGUCGCGGGCUUUCCCGACGACACCACCCUAAAGCCCUUCGCGGCGUUCGGGACGCGCCGGGACAAGUAUGCACUGAAUGAGGUCUCGGUCGACGUCGACGCGGCGUCGUACGGCCACUCGAUCAUGGAACUCGAGGUGAUGACCGACGGCACAGAGGGCGACAUCGAGCGCGCGAGAGGGCUCAUCGCGGCGGCGGCGGUCGACCUGGGCUGCGAGAAGCUCGGCGAAACGGGCGGCAAGCUCGAGACUUAUUUAAGGCGGUUCUGCCCGAGGCACGCGGAGGCGCUCGGGUUCCUGUGAAGUAUCGCUUCGCCGUCACACGGGCGGCUCGCGUCGACGGCGUCGGGGGCGCGUCUACAGUCUAAUACUAGUACAAAG
Molecule: messenger RNA, 980 nt
Organism: Pelagomonas calceolata
Lineage: Eukaryota; Pelagophyceae; Pelagomonadales; Pelagomonadaceae
Source: the annotation of a GenBank genome assembly